AUGCGGUGCCUGAACAUGAUCAUGGCAGAAUCACCGGGCCUCGUCACCAUCUGCCUUUUAGGAUAUCUACUCAGUGCUGAAUGUACAGUUUUUCUUGAUCGUGAAAAUGCCACCAAAAUUCUGAAUCGGCCAAAGAGGUAUAAUUCAGGUAAAUUGGAAGAGUUUGUUCGAGGGAACCUUGAGAGAGAAUGUAUAGAAGAAAAGUGUAGUUUUGAAGAAGCACGAGAAGUUUUUGAAAACACUGAGAAAACUACUGAAUUUUGGAAGCAGUAUGUUGAUGGAGAUCAGUGUGAGUCCAAUCCAUGUUUAAAUGGUGGCCUGUGCAAGGAUGACAUUAAUUCCUAUGAAUGUUGGUGUCAAGUUGGAUUUGAAGGAAAAAACUGUGAAUUAGAUGCGACAUGCAGCAUUAAGAAUGGCAGAUGCAAGCAGUUUUGUAAAAAGGGCGCUGAUAACAAGGUGGUUUGUUCCUGUACUGCCGGAUACCGACUUGCAGAAGACCAAAAGUCCUGCGAACCAGCAGUGCCAUUUCCCUGUGGAAGAGUUUCUGUCUCAAACACUCGUAUGAAGUUCACCCGUGCUGAGACUAUUUUUUCCAAUAUGGACUAUGAAAAUUCUACUGAAGCUGAAAUAAUUUUCGAUAACAUCAUUCAAAGCAACCAAUCAUCCAAUGAUGUCACUCGCAUUGUUGGUGGAGAAGACGCCAUACGAGGUCAAUUCCCUUGGCAGGUCCUUUUGAGUGAUGAAAUUGAUGGGUUCUGUGGAGGUUCCAUCAUUAAUGAAAAAUGGGUUGUAACUGCAGCCCACUGUCUCAAACCUGGUGUUAAAAUUACUGUUGUCGCAGGUGAGCAUAACACCGAGGAGACGGAACCUACAGAGCAAAAGCGAAACGUGAUCCGUGCUAUUCCUCACCACAGCUACAACGCAUCUGUUAAUAAGUACAGCCAUGACAUUGCCCUUCUGGAACUGGAUGAACCCUUGAUGCUAAAUAGCUACGUAACCCCUAUUUGCAUUGCUGACAGGGAAUACACGAACAUCUUCCUCAAAUUUGGAUAUGGUUAUGUGAGUGGCUGGGGGAGAGUCUUCAACAGAGGGAGAUCGGCUUCAAUUCUUCAGUACCUGAAAGUUCCACUUGUUGACCGAGCUACAUGCCUUCGAUCCACAAAGUUCACCAUCUAUAAUCACAUGUUCUGUGCCGGCUUCCAUGAGGGAGGUAAAGAUUCAUGCCAAGGAGACAGUGGGGGACCCCAUGUUACCGAAGUGGAAGGUACCAGUUUCUUAACUGGAAUUAUUAGCUGGGGCGAAGAGUGUGCAGUGAAAGGAAAAUAUGGAAUAUAUACCAAGGUAUCCCGGUAUGUCAACUGGAUCAAGGAAAAAACAAAGCUCACUUAA
Globicephala melas (long-finned pilot whale) is the source of this 1389-nucleotide messenger RNA. RefSeq names its product coagulation factor IX (gene F9). Lineage: Eukaryota; Metazoa; Chordata; Mammalia; Artiodactyla; Delphinidae. Gene Ontology annotation, cellular component: extracellular region. Gene Ontology annotation, molecular function: serine-type endopeptidase activity; calcium ion binding. Gene Ontology annotation, biological process: blood coagulation; zymogen activation. The record is from RefSeq and is a predicted model, not a curated record.